CCUAUCCGUUGGAUAAAAUGGUGGAAUCAAAGUAUCAACGGAAUUAUUUCUUCGCUUAUUUUGAGAGGCUGGAUAGGCAUGUCCACGCAAGUGGAGAAGAACAAAGUUUGGAUUUCCAACCCUUCGGAUGUUGCAUAAUGAGUUCGAUCAAUACGUUAGAGUUCCUGCAAGUUAUCAACAAACAUGAAAAAUAUCAUCAACGUACUCCAAAUCAGGUAUCCCGGACGUUCAAGAGCCAGUUUUCUACCAAUCUAGUCUCGGCACCUGGCCUCGGCCUUAUAUUUGAUGUUCCAUCGGAAAAUGCAAGGCUACCUUCCCUUUACUCGGGCAGUGUUCCAUGCCAAAAUUCCGCGGUGCACUGGUCAGGGAAGGGUUUGCGUCAUCACUCGAGUUCACAGUCAACCGAUUCACAGUCCGAAAGCGAUCCAGAAUGUUCGGAGGCAACGGCGUUACGGGAGUCUAGUUUCUCGGAGACCGGGAAGCACAGCAACAGUUACGUGGUUCAUCUCCCCUGUUUCUCCCCCGACAUCACUGAGGCGAUAAAGGCUUACAGACUGUGCCUACCACCAUCCUCGGUGCUCGUUGCCUACGUGGACCACCCAAGAAGUGCCGUGAUCUUCCUCUCCGACACUGAGGCAUCGUCUCAUAUGCUCCAGAAGAGGGUCCUUGUCGCGUGUCUGGAAGCUUUGGAAGCAGAUGGAGUGGCACGAGUUUACGUCGCUGUCAGAAAGUCACCGAAUGAAGUCGGUACCUGUGCAACGAGCGCAUUGUUGAAGACAUUAAUGUUUCUUGGUUUUGAGAUGUUUAACCCCGGCUCAGUUUCGCCAGAACUCGCUUGUCUUACGAUUGACUACCGUCUGCUCUUCACUAACUUACGCGAGU
Molecule: messenger RNA, 882 nt
Organism: Opisthorchis viverrini
Lineage: Eukaryota; Metazoa; Platyhelminthes; Trematoda; Opisthorchiida; Opisthorchiidae
Exons: 2
Source: RefSeq, a predicted model, not a curated record